AUGGUCCAUCUCAACCCCUACUAUAUACUGACAAUCAUCGUUAUCUCGUGCGGGUCUAUUCCCAAGGGCUACGAUGAAGGCGGCUUCAGCGCGUCAACGGGUCUGGCCUCCUUCAAGGAGGACUUUGGCCUGGUAGCUAGCGCAUGGAAGGGCAAUGACUCUGGCCUGGCCGACCGCAAGGCCAAUAUCUCGUCGUUUGGCGUCCUCGGCGCUGCCUUCGGCUCCCUCAUUGCGCUUGCCGUCAACGACAGGCUCGGCCGGUUGAGGGCAUGGCAGCUGUUGAUCGCCGUGUGGAUGACGGGCUGCUUGAUGCAGGUCUUCUCGUCUGGCAUCCUCGGCCUAAUGCUCUUCGCCCGCAUUUGGGGUGGGCUGGGUGCCGGCGGUCUCACGGUCGUCGCGCCCCUGUACCUGUCGGAGGUCGCGCCGGCCAAGUCGCGUGGCAUGGUCGUUAGCAUAUACAUGGUUGUCCUGCUGUCGUUCCUAACCAUUGGCUUCUUCAUCAACUAUGCCGCUAACGUAACGCUCGCCGCGACAAGGAUGCAGUACCGCCUCGUCAUCGCCAUCCCGCUCAUCCCCGUAGGUCUGGCGUUCAUUGCAUCCUUCUUCCUCGACGACACCCCGCGCUGGCUCGCAUCACGGGACCGCGGUGACGAGGCGCUCGUUGUCCUCGCGAAACUACGGCAAACCGACCCGAGCGACCAAGCUCUUGCUCUCGAAUACGAGGAGAUUCAUGAACAGAUACGCAACCGGCAGCAGGUCCUCGCCGACGCAUCCACCUGGUCCAUCGUGAAGGACAUUGUCACCAUCCCCACUUACCGUACGCGGUUCCUCCUCGGCGCCGUGAUGCAGACCGUUGCCCAGUGGUCCGGCGGAAACGGCAUCACGUACUACAUUCCUGAGAUCUUCCGAUACGCCGGUGUUGUCGGCGACAACACCUCCCUCAUCACCAGUGGCGCGUACGGUGCCGUCAAGCUCGUCUUCACCAUGGUAUUCACGUGGGGACUGGUCGACGUCUUUGGCCGUCGACGAUGCUUUCUCACCGGCUUGUUCCUGCAGUGCAUCACCCACAUAUACAUGGCAGUAUACAUGGGCAUCUGGAUGGAUAGCAACAACAAGUCGGCAUCCGAUGCCGCCAUCGCGUCGGUUUUUGUGUACGCCGUCGGCUGGUCUAUCGGCUUGUGUACCGUGCAGUACCUGUACGGUACCGAGAUCUACCCGACUCGCAUCCGCAGCGUCUGCUAUGCGACUAACAUGACACUACACUGGUUCUUCCAGUUCGCUGUGGUGCGGGUGACGCCCAACAUGUUUGUCAGCCUUAACCUCUGGGGCGCCUACGUCUUCUGGGCAUGCGUCUGUGCCGCGGGUCUUGUCCUCCUCGGCCUCUGGGCGCCAGAAACGAAGGGCAUCCCAAUGGAGAGGAUGGAGGAGCUGUUCAGCGGUCGGUGGUGGAUGGGAUGGCGGGCGAGUGUAGAUUUGGAAUCGAGCGAAACGAGGCCCUUUGGGAGGGGCGACUCGUCGGGGAAGGAUUCAAAAGAAGGACCCUUUACGCAUGACCGGAAGACGGAUGUUUGA
Messenger RNA from Colletotrichum spaethianum, 1572 nucleotides. Its product is annotated as quinate permease. Bases 1 to 1572 code for a protein of 523 amino acids. Gene Ontology annotation, biological process: transmembrane transport; carbohydrate transport. Gene Ontology annotation, cellular component: membrane. The record is from RefSeq and is a predicted model, not a curated record. Gene Ontology annotation, molecular function: carbohydrate:proton symporter activity. The transcript has 3 exons. NCBI's taxonomy places the organism in Eukaryota, Fungi, Ascomycota, Sordariomycetes, Glomerellales, Glomerellaceae.